Messenger RNA from Drosophila ananassae, 2629 nucleotides. Its product is annotated as acrosin. Gene Ontology annotation, biological process: proteolysis. The coding region runs from base 30 to 1622 and encodes 530 amino acids. Lineage: Eukaryota; Metazoa; Arthropoda; Insecta; Diptera; Drosophilidae. Gene Ontology annotation, molecular function: serine-type endopeptidase activity. The record is from RefSeq and is a predicted model, not a curated record. The transcript is spliced from 7 exons.
GUCAUUCGAUUUUAAAACUUUCUUAGGAAAUGAGGACUCUAAUUUUUGCGAUCGCGUUGUGCUUUCUGUUUGAAAAGGAUGAUGCCAGGUUUCUGGAACCAAGAUGCAAGUUAGGUUCACAGUUCCGGCCCAAUAGUGCCAUUAAAGAGAAAAUAGUGGACGGUAGCGAUGCUCCCAGGGUUCCAUGGAUGGCCGCUAUAUUUAACGAAGAGAAGUUCAUAUGUGGAGGCACUCUCAUUACAAGCCGGUAUGUUCUGACGGCCGCUCAUUGCAUUCGAGAAGAAAAGAUAUAUGUAGUUUUGGGAGCCUAUAAUAUAACGAACUGUUCUGAUCCUCUGGAUGUCGAGGGAACCUCCGUUCAUCAUGAGUUCUCUAAAGACACUAAAGAAAAUGAUAUCGCUUUGAUUAAACUUAAGCGCAAGGUGGUGUUCAAUGAUAUGGUGAGGCCCGUAUGCAUUUCUCUGAAUAUGGACGCGGUUGCUGUCCAGGUGGAGCAUAGGAGCAAUUUUGAUGCAUUCGGUUGGGGUUCAACUCGUAAUAAGACACUCAGCGAUAAAUUGCAAACCCUUUCUAUGGCAAAAUACGACCGUCAAGAGUGCAGCAAGAAAUUUAAAGUGGAGAUCGGCGAGAGGCAAAUUUGCGCCGGAAGCCGAUCCGGUGACACAUGCGCCGGAGACUCUGGUGGCCCGUUAGUGUCCCAUGGGUUGACAAAAACCAAAAAGCACAUCUAUCUACAAUGGGCGAUCGUAAGCUAUGGAGAUAAUGACUGCUCGGGGGUUGGAGUCUAUACCAACGUUAUAAAGUACGCCGACUGGAUUGAGGAGAAAGUGUCUGAUGCUUCUAUUGAAGACCAAGAAGAGACCGUACCACCUCCUCUGUAUACGACAACACCACCUCCGUAUGCGACAAGACCUCCUCUGUAUGCGGCAACACCUGCUCCGGAUGACCGUGCGUUUCUUGACGAUAAUUGCGGAAAAUUCGACCAUGUGCUGUAUGGCGUAAAACGUCUUCCGUUCUUGGUUACAAUCUUUGGUCUUGACUUCACCGCCAAAGGCACUAUUAUCGCUAAAAGCUUUGUUUUGACGAAUAACAUAAAUAUUCUACUUGGUCCAGACCCAGACACUCUGGAAGUGGCCUUGAUUAAUCCAACUGGUUAUUAUGAAGAAACUAGGGUGGAUGGAGUCCAAAAGUCGAAGGGCUUAGCUUUGCUCCAUUUGAAAUACCCCCUAUCCAUUUCAGUUGACCCGAUCUGCUUGUUGGUCAACCGAAAGUCUAGGACCGACAUUAUUGGCCAAAAUUUGUAUUAUUCAAAUGUAAAUACCGGACUGGAGCAGCUAUCGAGGAACAAAUGCGAGACACGAAUUGGGAAAAAUGUUGAUCCGAGUCAUUCCGAGAUCUGUGUUGAGCUCCCCGAUAUUCUGCAACAGUACGCAACUCCUGGCGAUUCUUUUGGAAUGUGGGUCAAGUCGAACCAAACUUCCAGAUACAUUAUUGUCGGAAUGGCCAGCUACUUAAUUAAUGGCGUCCAAGUUCUCACUGAUGUAAUUAGUAAUACGGAUUGGAUCUUGAGUACAAUCAAAAACAUGGAAAUGUCCGAUGGUGAUUUUUUCAAUGUUACUUAAUGCAUAUAUUUAAUUUGAUUAAAUACAGUGACUAUGUUUCUUUGCACAUUUACGGAUACGGAUAUAAUGCGAAAACAUUCUGAAUGCACUUAGUACCUAAUUGUAAUGAUAGCUUGAUCAUUUUUCAUUUGUGUAGCAUGUUUGAUUCGAUUUACAUACAUAAUCGUAAGAGAUGUAAUGUCUAUAAUAUAUUUACAAUUCUCUAAGUUGCGGAAUCAUGCGUUGUGCGAUUUUUGUGGUAAAGCUUGCGCGUCCGGAGCGCUACAGCACAAACUGCUUUAUGGCAAAAUCAAAACGAGGGACAGGGAGAGCUCCGACGACAGGACUUUGGUCCAGUUCGGUUGUUGUUCGGAAUACGGGGCGACACAGGACGGACGGAGAAGAGCUUAAAACGAGACAUUAAAUUAUCGAAGGCGGCUCCUGGACGGCUUAGUGCUUCGGGUCCUUGUUGUAGUCCACAUAGACGCGCACCACCUCGCCGGAAUACUUGCGUUGCGAGGGCAUGAAGUAGAAGUCGGGUGUGUCUGAUCCGCCGUUCUGGCGGGGAUCGUCCCGCGACCGAUCGUACCCAGAGUCUCGGUCUCUGUCCUGACGAUGGCGGCGCUCCUCCUCGCGCUCUCGCUCCCGGUCCCGGCUUCCCUGUCGGGUUGCCCGCCGAUCGUGGGUGUAAUAGCCGGAAGGCUGCACGCCAGCAGGACUCUGCUGGUAGUGAUGUGCCUGACGGGGCAGCGAGUAGGCCCGCUCCGCGUAGGAACUGCGCGAGUAGGGGGCUCCUGGCCCGGUGGCGCUGCUCUCCUGGGUGGAUCGCCCGUUGGAGCGGUUGCCGCUGCUCUUGCCCUGGCCGUUAGGACUUUCGUAGUACAUCUGGGACUUGCUGGUGGGCGAGUGGGACAUGGGCAACGUGGUCUGCUGGCUGCUGGUGGUGGACUGGUGACGGUGGCGCGACUUCUCCUUCGAUGUGCUGGAGUUCAUCUGUUUUUCCUCCGUCUCUCCGUAGGGAUCGAAGG